Elephantulus edwardii (Cape elephant shrew) is the source of this 1197-nucleotide messenger RNA. RefSeq names its product torsin family 3, member A (gene TOR3A). The coding region runs from base 1 to 1197 and encodes 398 amino acids. The transcript is spliced from 6 exons. Gene Ontology annotation, molecular function: ATP binding; ATP hydrolysis activity. Gene Ontology annotation, cellular component: endoplasmic reticulum lumen; nuclear envelope. The record is from RefSeq and is a predicted model, not a curated record. Lineage: Eukaryota; Metazoa; Chordata; Mammalia; Macroscelidea; Macroscelididae.
AUGUCUGCGGGCCCGCGGCGGCCGCUCGUGCACCGUCUGCUUCUGCUGCUCCUGCUGCUCCCGGGCGCGUGCGGCCACGGAGAGACGCAGGGCCCCGGAGAGCGCGCCCCCGAGCCCGGCGCGGCCUGGCCAGACCUCCAGGACCUAGAGGAGGGGCUGAAGGCGGUCGCUACCGUGUCCAGGCGGUACUGGACGCUCUUCAGCUGCCAAGUGUGGCCCGAGGACUGCGAGGAGGACGGAGAAGGCGCUGCGGAGCCCCUAGGCUGGAACCUUACCCAGUUGAGCCAGCAGUACCUGGACAUCCUGACCACGUGGUACUGCAGCUUACAGGACUGCUGUGACAGCAGGGACUGCAGGAUCUCCAACAACUUCACAGGCCUCAAAUCAGACCUCAGUGUGCGGCUGCACGGCCAGCAUUUGGCCCAGGAGCUGGUGCUGAGAGCGGUGAGGGACUAUGUGGAGACACCGCGUCCCAGUGGAGCACUGGCCCUCUCCUUCCACGGCUGGUCUGGCACCGGCAAGAACUUUGUGGCCCGGAUGCUGGCGGAGAACCUGUACCGGGACGGGCUGAAGAGUGACUGUGUCAAGGUGUUCAUCUCUAUGUUCCACUUUCCUCACCCCAGAUACGUGGACCUGUACAAGGAGAAGCUGGCCAGCCAGAUCCAGGAGACCCAGCAGCGUUGCCACCAGACCCUGUUCAUCUUCGAUGAGGCUGAGAAGCUGCACCCAGAGCUGCUGGAGGCCCUGGGGCAACAUCUGGAACGCUGGGCCCCCACGAGUCACACAGCUGAGACCCCAAGAACCAUCUUCCUUUUUCUCAGUAACCUUGGGGGCAAUAUCAUCAAUGAGGUGGUCCUAAAUUUGCUCAAGGCUGGCCAUUCCCGGGAGGAGAUGACGAUGGAGCACCUGGAACCACAACUCAGGGCAGAGAUUGUGCAGUCCACAGACAGUGGCUUUGGCCGCAGCCGUCUUGUAAAAGAGAACUUGAUUGACUUCUUUGUCCCCUUCCUGCCACUGGAGUACCGUCAUGUGAAGCUGUGUGCACGUGAUGCCUUCCUGAGCCAGGAGGUCCUGUAUACAGAAGAGGCACUGGAAGAAAUCGCCAGGAUGAUGGUGUAUAUCCCCAAAGAGGAACCACUCUUCUCUUCUCAAGGCUGCAAAUCUAUUGCCCAAAGAAUUAACUACUUCUUGCCUUGA